Vicia faba (fava bean) is the source of this 1689-nucleotide messenger RNA. NCBI's taxonomy places the organism in Eukaryota, Viridiplantae, Streptophyta, Magnoliopsida, Fabales, Fabaceae. The record is from the annotation of a GenBank genome assembly.
AUGGGAGAAAAAUCUCAAGCUCUUGCUAACAAUGUUUACAAGGUGAAGGUUAGAAACAACUUCAGUCUGUUGGAGGCCACAAACAUCUUGAGCAUUCCCCUCUCUUGGGGACUCCCAGAAGACAAGUUAACUUGGGAGGCUAAGAAGAAUAGUUUAUACUUUGUCAAGUCAGCAUACCACAAACUUAGGACCAAGAGAAGUGAAGAGAGGCUUGGACCUUCACACCAAAUGUUCCAAGGCUUGCAGAGACAUUUCCGGGUUGCUCUAGUGCAUAACAAAAUCAAAAACAUCAUCUGGAGAAUUGAAAAGAAUUUCAUACCUGUCAAAGCCAACUUACUCAAGAAAGGAAACAAAGCUCCCUCUGAAUGCCCUCUUUGUCACAAUUGCCUCAAAACAACUGAGCAUAUGUUCUUUGAAUGUAAUAUCCCAAAAUUGAAAAUAAAAAGGGCAUGGUGCAGCGGCGGAGGCGGAAGAGGAAACGGUUCAUCCUCUACAUUCUGCAGCUGGCAUGGUGUCACUUGCGGCGGAGGCGGAAGAGGAAACGGAAGAGUGGUUUCACUUAAUGUGACCGGUCUACGCGGCGGUGAACUGGCGUCUUCCAUCGGAGAGUUAUCCGAGCUUCGAGUUUUGUCGAUUCCUGAAAACAUCUUCUUUGGCGAAAUUCCGGUGAGUUUGAUGAAUCUCCGGGGACUUGAGGUUCUUGAGCUUCAAGGUUUUGUUAUACCCCUAAGCGACGGUAUUGGUGUUGUUGUUGAUGCUUCUGUGUUUCACGAGUCAUUUCUUGCUAGCGGCAUUGCAAAACUGCUUCUUGGCAACGUUCUCAAGGAAGGAACUCCAAUUUCUGUGAACCCUCUUGUGAUUUGGGCUUGGGCAGGACUCCUUAUCAAUGCCAUCAACAGUAUUCCUGCUGGAGAGCUUGAUGGAGGGAGAAUUUCUUUUGCCUUAUGGGGAAGAAAGCUUACUAUGCAAGGGAAACAACAUAUUGAAUCUUCUAGCAAAGUAAACAAUAUCAAGCAUCGUGACGAAACACCGCCUGAUGUUAGAGUACGGAAACUAAAGGAUCAGCUCAUCCAAGCUAAAGUUUAUCUUUCCCUUCAGGCAGUUAGGAACAUUCCCCAUCUCACUCGGGAACUUCGGCUACGGGUAAAGGAAGUUUCACGAACAAUUGGAGAGGCAAGCAAAGAUUCUGACUUGCCAAGGAAUGCAAAUGAGAGAAUGAAGGCAAUAGAGCAAUCAUUGAUGAAAGCAAGGCAAAUUCAAGAUGAUUGUGCCACAUCCGUGAAGAAGCUUAGGGCUAUGCUCCACUCAUCAGAGGACCAGCUUCGCGUGCACAAGAAACAAACCUUAUUCUUAACACAGUUGACAGCUAAAACACUGCCUAAAGGUCUCCAUUGUCUUCCGUUGCGCCUUACAACUGAAUAUUAUAACUUGAACUCUUCUCAGCAACAAUUCCCCAAUCAAGAGAAGUUAGAAGACCCUGGACUAUACCAUUAUGCAAUAUUCUCAAAUAACAUAUUGGCCACAGCUGUUGUUGUGAAUUCUACUGCUGCCCAUGCUAAGGAUUCCUCCAAACAUGUUUUCCACAUUGUAACUGAUAGGCUCAAUUAUGCGGCAAUGAGGAUGUGGUUUUUGGCCAAUCCACCUGGAAAGGCGGCAGUUCGAGUUACAGUCCAGUUCUUAAGCAGCUAG